UCAUGUUAAUGCCCUUAUGGUUGUACAGCACUACAUAAGGUUGGUGCUAUAUAAGCAAUUCAUAAUUGAUAAUAAAUAAUGAUGAUAAUAGUGAUGGUGAUUAUUAUUAUUAUUAUUUAUCAAUGUCCAUGCCCUUAUGGUUGUACAGCACUACAUAUGGUUGGUGCUAUAUAAGCAAUUCAUAAUUGAUAAUAAAUAAUGAUGAUAAUAGUGAUGGUGAUUAUUAUUAUUAUUAUUUAUCAAUGUCCAUGCCCUUAUGGUUGUACAGCACUACAUAUGGUUGGAGCUAUAUAAGCAAUACGUAAUUGAUAUUAAAUUAUGAUAAUAAUGAUAAUAAUGAUAGUGAUGGUGAUUAUUAUUAUUAUUUAUCAAUAAUAAUUGUACAUAUGGUACUCAUUUCUUGUAUCAUCCCACCCUGAAGACCAAAGUCUACAGCAGUGUUCUCCAAACUGGGUCCCUCCAGCUGUUGCAAAACUACAACUCCCAGCAUGCCCGGACAGCCAACGGCUGUCCGGGCAUGCUAGAAGUUGUAGUUCUGCAACAGCUGGUGGGCCACAGUUUGGAGACCACUGGCCUACAGCAUGACCUCAUAAAACUUUAUGAUCCUAAGUGUUCUGUGCCCUAAAAUCAAUAGUAAAUAGGAAGUGAAGUGUGAAGUUGCAAUUAUAAGCCAUUAUUAUGUACUUAGUAUUAUUCCCCCAGGACUUUAUUGCCCCUUAGCCUUAACCCUUGACCUGUCCAGCUGACUCCUCCUUUCUACUCCAGAUGAUGCUGUCAUUUACAGGCUCAGGGUUUUAUUCAGAAUCUAUUGUUUCUACAUGAACUGCAAUAACCCACCCUAUUGACGGGAGAUCUCCAAAACUUUAGGAUGUAUUGGAAGGCAAAACUCUAGGAUGCCAGCAAGCGAGGGGUUAAAGGAUUAGCAGGGAGAAACGCGGAGACACUUUCAUUGCGGUGUAAACAGAACUUGCUGUAGUACUAUGCUAAUCUCCAAUAAUGGGAGCAUUUUGUGAGCUGUUAGAUUAAUGGAUGCUCAGCAUGCAUACAAUGGGGAGGAAUGCACAAUAAUAAAAGCUGGAGUUGUGAGUCGGGGAAGAGAUAGGAAGAAGUGUUCGGAUUAAUAACUGGACAAAAAAAGAAAUAAAAUAUAUAAAUAUAUCUAUCGCCGUAGCUGCUGAGCUGUUUUAAAGGCAGAGAUCUGAUGCACAAUCUUCCAAAGGGAUUCCUCCCCGAACCGAAAUUAAUAAUUUAUUCAUGGUCUCAAGUCACUUAGCCUGCAUUGAUCUAGCAAGGCUGCAUUUUUCCUCUGGUUCAUAAGCGUUUAAAAGCUGUAUUUCUCCGGCAGCUGCAGCAGCUGUGAUAUGAUACAGGCAUGCUUCUAUGCACGGGGACUGGCGACAUAGGACUUCAUUGAGCCGAGACUGUCCGUGAUCGAGGAAAACUGACUGCGAUACCAACAUGACAUGUCAACAAGGGUCCUGCUCUCGUCGUUCUCUGUCAGCGAGCCGCUGUUUAGGUGGCUGUACAGUAGCCGUUUGCACAACAAAAGCUGCUAUGCAGUACGGCACUGAAUGAAUUGGGAAAACUCUCCGGUGGGUGUUCAUUGUCCCUCGUGUCAGCUCUCCCCCCCACCACCACCCCUCUUCUUCAACUCCUCACUUGCUGUCAACACAACACCCCCAGCAACUGUUCCUCAUCGACCGUCCCUCCGAGAAGACUCUCUUGCCAUAUAACUGCUCCCUCAUCAACUCUUUGCCUCUUGUUCCUCAUACUCUUGUUUUUCGAUAUAUUUUCCGCUUGGUCCAUCUUGCACAAGUUCCCCUUCUUUUUUUUUUCUAUUUGUCAGCACUUUUCCAUUAAUGUCCGUUCCUGCUCCAGUGAACCAGCACUAGACUUGAUAUGGGAUGAAGGCUGGAGGUUACCAGGAGAAGAAAAAAAAAGAAAGAAAGGAGACCUGAAGGCAGCUUCCCAUUUGUAAAGUGAGCAGUAAUUGUGAGAGGACAGGCUGCACAGUUGGAAUCAAUAGUCUGCUUUCUUGCAGCUAAGAGCUCUCUAGUCUCUCAGUAGGUCAGGGAAGUAACUCCAGUGCACUGCUUACUGCAGAGUUGUAGAGAAGUAAAGGCACGAGGCUGCAGUACUGGUACAUCACGCUUCCUGUUACCAAGGACACAACUUUUCAAGUCAUUGCAGGUUUCUCCUCAUACUCUUACACCACAAUCCCGAGGACUGUUAUAGGAUGAAUGAUGAAUGAUCAACUCCAAUUCCUUUAAGUCUGCUCUAGGAAAAGGGGCAAACCGGAUCAUCAGCCUGAGUUUUCAUCUUACUGUACAAGCCUUUUUGCAGACUCAAGACAAGGAACCAUGCAAGGGAUUUGCACUAUUCCCCUAGCGUUUGGGAUCUUUUUCUUUUUCUUCUGGAUAGCCUUGAACACGACGCUAAAACCAGCGAUCGGAUCGGAGCAGCAGAUCCCCUUAUCUAUGGUAAAGCUCUGGGCCUCUGCUUUCGGUGGGGAGAUCAAAUCCAUAGCAGCAAAGUACUCAGGUUCCCAGCUCCUGCAGAAGAAAUAUAAAGAAUUUGAGAAGGAAGUUUCCAUAGAAGAGAUAGAUGGACUUCAACUUGUCAAAAAACUUGCAAAAGACAUGGAGGAGAUGUUCCACAAGAAGGCAGAGGCAGUUCGGAGGUUGGUCGAAGCAGCUGAGGAGGCGCAUUUGAAGCAUGAAUUUGAUGCUGAUCUACAGUAUGAAUAUUUCAAUGCAGUCCUGAUAAAUGAGCGGGAUGAGGAAGGAAAUUUUGUUGACCUUGGAAAAGAGUUUUUGCUUCUACCCAAUGACCAUUUUAAUAACUUACCUGUUAAUAUCACAUUGAGUGAUGUCCAAGUGCCAACCAAUGUUUACAACAAGGAUCCUGAAAUAGUGAAUGGAAUCUAUUGGUCAGAGUCUUUAAAUAAGGUGUUUGUUGAUAACUUUGACCGUGACCCUUCCCUAAUAUGGCAAUAUUUUGGAAGUGCAAAAGGAUUUUUUCGCCAAUAUCCAGGUAUUAAAUGGGAACCAGAUGAGAAUGGUGUGAUUGCAUUUGACUGCCGAAACCGUAAAUGGUACAUCCAGGCAGCUACCUCCCCAAAAGAUGUAGUGAUUUUGGUUGACGUAAGUGGGAGCAUGAAAGGCCUCCGUCUGACAAUUGCAAAGCAAACUGUAUCCUCUAUUUUGGACACCCUUGGAGAUGAUGACUUCUUCAACAUAAUUGCAUAUAAUGAAGAAAUUCAAUAUGUAGAACCCUGUCUGAAUGGGACUUUAGUGCAAGCAGACAGAAACAACAAAGAGCAUUUCAGGGAACACUUAGAUAAACUUUCAGCCAAAGGGAUCGGAAUGCUGGAUAUAGCACUCAACGAAGCCUUUGAUCUGCUGAAUGAGUUCAAUCACACAGGAGAAGGAAGCAUCUGUAGUCAAGCCAUAAUGUUAAUCGCUGAUGGAGCUGUUGACACGUAUGAUACAAUUUUCGCUAAGUACAACUGGCCAGAUAGAAAGGUUCGCAUAUUCACAUAUCUGAUAGGAAGAGAAGCUGCUUUUGCAGACAACAUGAAAUGGAUGGCCUGUGCCAAUAAGGGCUUUUUCACCCAAAUAUCUACACUAGCCGAUGUACAAGAGAAUGUAAUGGCGUAUCUACAUGUCCUGAGCAGACCAAAAGUUAUUGAUCAGGAGCACGAUGUUGUGUGGACAGAGGCAUAUGUAGAUAGUACGCUCCCUCAGGCUCAAAAGCUUGCCGAUGACCAGGGAUUGGUUCUGAUGACAACUGUUGCAAUGCCAGUAUUCAGUAAACAGAAUGAAACCAGAUCAAGGGGUGUUCUCCUAGGUGUGGUUGGCACAGAUGUUCCAGUAAAAGAACUUUUAAAGGCCAUUCCAAAAUAUAAGCUGGGGAUUCAUGGAUAUGCGUUUGCUAUUACAAACAAUGGAUACAUCCUUACUCAUCCAGAACUGAGGCCUCUAUAUGAAGAAGGAAAAAAACGCAGGAAACCAAAUUACAGCAGUGUUGACUUAUCGGAAGUAGAAUGGGAAGACCGAGAUGAUGUGCUGAGAAACGCGAUGGUAAAUAGAAAAACAGGAAAAUUUUCCAUGGAAGUAAAGAAGACCGUGGACAAAGGGAAACGAGUUUUGGUGAUGACUAAUGACUACUACUACACAGACAUCAAGGGCACCCCAUUCAGCUUAGGAGUUGUGCUUUCAAGAGGACAUGGCAAAUAUUUCUUCAGAGGAAAUGUCACUGUAGAAGAAGGUUUACAUGACUUAGAACAUCCUGAUGUCUCCUUAGCCGAUGAGUGGACCUACUGCAAUACUGACCUGCACCCAGAACAUCGCCACCUCACUCAGUUAAAAGCUAUAAAAAAAUACCUCACAGGAAAAGAGCCAUUACUGGAAUGUGACAAGGAGCUUAUACAAGAGGUUCUGUUUGAUGCUGUGGUCAGUGCCCCGCUGGAAGCUUACUGGACCAGCCUGGCACUAAACAAAUCAGAAAAUUCUGAUAAAGAUGUUGAAAUUGCUUUUCUGGGAACACGCACUGGACUUACCCGUGUGAAUCUCUUUGUGGGGCCAGAGCAGCUCACUUACAAAGAUUUUCUUACAUCCGAGGACAGAGAGAGCAUAUACAAUGCUGACCACUUUCCCUUGUGGUAUCGCCGAGCUGCGGAACAGAUUCCUGGAAGUUUUGUGUAUUCCAUCCCUUUUAGUACAGGUUCCCUGAACAGAAGUACAGUUGUUACGGCUAGUACAGCCAUUCAGCUUCUAGAUGACCGAAAAUCACCAGUGGUGGCAGCUGUCGGUAUUCAAAUGAAGCUCGAAUUUUUCCAAAGAAAGUUCUCAAUUGCCAGCAGACAGUGUGCAUCUCUGGAUGGGAAGUGUUCAAGGACAUGUGAUGAUGAUGUUUUAAACUGUUAUCUCAUUGACAACAAUGGCUUCAUCUUGGUCUCUGAAGAUUACAGACAGACUGGGAGUUUCUUUGGAGAAAUUGAAGGUGCUGUGAUGAACAAGUUGUUAACAAUGGGUUCAUUUAAAAGGAUAACCCUAUAUGACUACCAAGCUAUGUGCAGAACUACUAAGGAGAGCAGUGACAGUGCCCACAGUCUGCUUGAUCCCUAUCAUGCCUUGUUUGCUGCUGUAAAAUGGAUAAUGACAGAGCUUAUCCUAUUUCUUGUGGAGUUUAAUCUAUGCAGUUGGUGGAACUCAGGCCAUUCUGUGAAAGCUCAAAGGCUAAAGCAGACCCUGGAGCCCUGUGACACAGAGUAUCCAGCUUUCGUAUCUGAGCGUACCAUAAAGGAGACAACAGGCACCAUUAACUGUGAUGAUUGCACCAAGUCAUUUGUAAUUCAGCAAAUCCCCAGCAGCAAUCUCUUCAUGGUUGUGGUGGACAAUGUCUGCAGCUGUAGCAAUGUGGCUCCGAUCACUAUGGCACCUAUUGAAAUAAGAUACAACGAAUCCCUUAAAUGUGAACGCUUAAAAUCUCAGAAGAUACGAAGGCGACCAGAAUCCUGCCAUGGAUUUCAUCCAGAAGAGAAUGCCAGAGAAUGUGGUGGAGCUUAUGGCAUCUCUUCCCAGCCCAUAACAAUGCUGCUAUCUGUUCUAAUGGUCUAUAUCUCCAGGUGACAUUGACUGCUUUGACUCCAUGGCAUGCUACACACACUGGAUAAACUGUGAACUGAGAAGAUUGGUGCAAUAUAGAAGAGACGAAAUGUAGUCUAAACAUCAGCAUUUCAUGACUUUACACUGUUGGAGAGAUGUAAGAACUCUCCGACAUCAAAACAAGAUUAUUCUUCAGCGUCCGCACAUCAUGCCGCUGUGAAAGCCUCAUUAAAUUAUCACACCCCAUCUCAACCGGACAGCAGACACUGGAGACUCUCAUUUUCAGCUUUGCCCCAUCAAAAUAAUUUAAAAUGGUGUACUUUUUAAAUAAAGUAUAUUAAAAUCAUUA
Hyla sarda is the source of this 5958-nucleotide messenger RNA. RefSeq names its product calcium voltage-gated channel auxiliary subunit alpha2delta 3 (gene CACNA2D3). Lineage: Eukaryota; Metazoa; Chordata; Amphibia; Anura; Hylidae. Gene Ontology annotation, cellular component: voltage-gated calcium channel complex. The coding region runs from base 2361 to 5633 and encodes 1090 amino acids. The transcript is spliced from 38 exons. The record is from RefSeq and is a predicted model, not a curated record. Gene Ontology annotation, molecular function: voltage-gated calcium channel activity.